Plasmodium gallinaceum is the source of this 1884-nucleotide messenger RNA. RefSeq names its product conserved Plasmodium protein, unknown function. Bases 1 to 1884 code for a protein of 627 amino acids. The record is from RefSeq and is a predicted model, not a curated record. NCBI's taxonomy places the organism in Eukaryota, Apicomplexa, Aconoidasida, Haemosporida, Plasmodiidae. The transcript has a single exon.
AUGUACUAUCUUUUACUACUUUUUCUCUCUUAUUUCUUUAUUAAAUCAGAGGUUCUUUCUGAAAAUAAUCAUCAUUAUAAUAAAGAAUAUCACGUAAAUCCUAAUAUUCCCACCACACAAAAUUAUUUACGUGAUGCAGAAAAAUUUUCUGAAGUUAAAGGUAAAAUAUUGGAUAUCAAUUAUGUAUUAGAUAAAGAAGAAACGCCAUUUAAUAAAGAAAAAGAACAAAAUGUUUCUUUAGCACAUACACAAAUAAAUAAUUCAGGUAUUAGUAAAAACUUAAAACAAAAGAAUGAAAGAAACCCAGAAAAAGUGAGUGUUGAAAACAGAAAACUACAGGAUAACAUAACCUCAGAACAAAUAGAUAGAAAAAUCCAAAAAAGAGAUGUUCAACAAAUCUUACAAAAAGUGCAUGGAGAAAAAAUAGAAAAUGUACAUGAAAAAAGCAAACAAUUAGAAAAAGGAAACUCAAUGCAAAAGGAUAAAGAAAACGAAAAAGUGACAUCGAAUCCACAGGUAAGGUUAACAGAACUCAUAAAAAAAAUAGAUAAAAAAAAUUUCAGUGAAGUGCUUGGAGAAAUCCUAAGAGAAAUGAAUGAAAAAAACAUAAAAUACAUGAAUAAAGAAACCCAAGAAGAAGUGAAAAAAAAAAUUCAAGAACUAAUGAAUAAUGAUGAUAUACAAGAUUCGGAUAAAAGAAAUUUAGAGGAUAUGUAUACGGAAAUCUUUAAAAAAAUAAGUACAUAUGAGUCAGAGGAAAUGUAUAAACAAGGCUUAAAUCAAAUUUUUGAAGAAAUGUUAAGAGAAUUAAAUGGUAUAAAAUUGGAAGAAAUUAAUGAAAAAGAACCAAAAGGACCUAUGGAAAUCCCAAAAGAACUCAAAAAAAGGCCAGGUGAUGAAGUAAAACUACAGAAUUUGGAUGAGGAUAAGUUAAAAGAAACGCAUAUAAAAGGCCUAACAAAUGCAAAUGCAAAAAACUUAGGAUAUUCUAAAAAUUGCUCUAAAUAUUCAUAUAAUUGUGAAGAUGCUCAAAUACAUUCACUAAUGGGAAUUCCUCAAGAAAGAGAAGCAUAUGAAAAUUACAUAAAAUUUAUUGAGAUGUCUAAUGAAUUAUCUACAAAACAUGAUUUUUAUGAUGAAUUUGUCGAAAACUUAUUUUCUGUUUAUAAUUCAUAUUUUAAUAUAACCAAUGAUAAUUUUAAUGUUGGAUCUAUAUCACUUUUUUUAUCUUUUAAAAAAUCUGAGAAAGAAUUAAGCAUUGCUGACUUUCAUUUAUCAUUAUAUGGAAAUAUAAAAAACAAUAAUGGUUUAGGUUCUACACAUCUAGCAACACGCCAUGAUGUAAAAUUAAAUUUAUAUGAAUUAAUAUUGCAAAAUAAAAUUAAUUAUCCUAACUUACCAGGAAAAAAAGUUAUUAAAUGUGAUAAUGCUGGUACAAAAGAAUUACAUGAGGAUAAGACUGGGGACAGUGAAGAUACAAAAUCAAAAUCUGAUUAUUCUAAUGAUGAUAAUGUGUGUAAUGCUAUUCAUAGAAGUAAUAUUAAUCCUAUGGGAGAAUUUUUUACAUUAAAUAGAUCAAAUGAUGAAUUAUAUGUUUCAGGAUUAUACGAUUUUCUCGACAAAUGUUUUAUAAAAAGUACCAAAAAUACUAAUGAUGAAGAACAAAAGAACAGUGAGAAAAAAGAUGAUGAAGAUGAAGAUGAGGAUGAAGAUAAAGAAGCAAAAAAAGAUAGGUUAUUUGGUGAACUUAAAGAGAGCAUAGUUAAUAAAGAUUUGGAAAAGUGUAAAAUGUCUUUUGAAACACUAAAAGCUUACUCUUCCGGAUUUUCUCAUAUAUUAUCCUUUUUUACUUUAAUGAUAAUUAUCAUAUAUAUAUGUUUAUAA